Messenger RNA from Hydractinia symbiolongicarpus, 2298 nucleotides. RefSeq names its product serine/threonine-protein phosphatase CPPED1-like. The transcript is spliced from 2 exons. NCBI's taxonomy places the organism in Eukaryota, Metazoa, Cnidaria, Hydrozoa, Anthoathecata, Hydractiniidae. The record is from RefSeq and is a predicted model, not a curated record. Gene Ontology annotation, molecular function: hydrolase activity. The coding region runs from base 1128 to 2045 and encodes 305 amino acids.
UGAAUAAAACAUUUACAAGUUUUCUAACAAUUCAAACAUAUUUGCAUCACACCAUGUUCUUUAUCGCUGCUUUCGUCUUUAUCAGCAACCAUUCGCAAUUAUUUUUUUACAUAUAUUCAUCCCACCUUGCCUUACUGUUGAUUAUUCGCACCUGCAACAGGUAAAUUUAAGAAUGCUAUCAAGUUCCAACUUCAUAGCAGUUAUAAUGGCCAGUCAUAAUGGGGUCAUAGAAAGCAUCUCUAAGUUUCUAACCCUGGCAGGUUUCAAGGAUGGACCUAAAAGUGAUUUCCAUUUGAUCACUUGCAAGGGGUUGUGCAAAACUAGUUCGAUUUGCAAGAUUUCCAUAAAGACGUUGUACCGCAAGUCUUCCAAUGUGCUUGAUUCAUUUUUUUUGUAAUUGAAAUAUACAAGCGAAAAAUAUAGAGAAAACUUUUGACAUAUUUCAGUUUUUUGCAUUUAAACAGGUAAUAUGCAGAAAGCUACACGCAUAUUUGAGUGAUAUACACCUGAUGGUGCGUCUAAUGUAAAGCUAUAUUUGGGUUAAGGUUGAAAAAUUGCAACUUCGACUACAGGAUGAGACAUGGUUUUACAGGAAAUGAACAAAAGUUACGUACGUAUGGCUAGGUAUAAUAAUUAAGUUUUAAACAAAAGAAAUUAAUUCCUAAACGCUUUGAUUGGCAUAGAAUUGAUCACAAGAUAAAGCAAACCAAGAUGAUCUUUUGGGUGAUAUUUUUGAAUGAUGAAGUUGUAAACAUUAAAUGUUACAUUUGUGCCAGCGUUUAUUGCACAGAACUUGCUGUCAGAUGCAACUAUGAGAUGUCAUUUUAAAAAUCCUUUUAAGAGAAGUGUUUUUAUAACAAUAUAACUAUUUAAAGUGAUUCUAUGAAAUGAUUAUGACGAUGUAAUGUAAUUUAAUAUUAAGUUUGUUUGUUGAAAGCGUGGGAUAAAAUAAUAAAGUUGUAAAAUGUAUAAGCUUGUUGAACAACGCAUUCAAAGAAAACAUCAGGCGUAGAGAACAGCACGAGCUUAAAACGUGUUUUCAUAUCACUUCGUUGUAUUAACAUAUUUCAGUGGAUGCUAACGAUUUUACACACAUCACGUUGUACUUUUCUGUAGUGUAAACAAAUAUGGCGGCAGGAGAUUUCCGUCGUUCAAUUAACGGUGUAUAUCCUGGAUUUACCCACGAAAAAGAAGGAGAGUGGAAAGGAAAUUUUACCUUUAUACAAGGUGCUGACACUCAAUUCGGUUUGAUUGACCGCUGGUUUCUUAAAAAUCCUAUUGAAAAUAACGUGUGGGACCAAGAGAUGGAACUGACUAAGCAAGCCAUAAAACAUGCCAAUGAAAUGAUUCCUAAACCGAAAUUUUUCAUCCUGUGUGGAGAUUUGAUCGAUGCUAUGCCUCAUACGAAACACCGUGGUGUACAAGAAGAAGAUUUCAAGAAGUUAUACAGUGAACUUGAUUCUGAAAUACCUUUAGUGUGUGUUUGUGGUAACCACGAUGUUGGCGAUAUACCCACGAAGGAGAGCUUAGAAAGUUAUCGGGCGGAGUUUGGAGAUGACUAUUUUACGUUCUGUGUGGGAGGUGUUUUCUUCAUUAUUGUCAAUUCACAGCUAUUCAAAAAUCAUGUCAACGUGCCGGAGGAGUAUGAAGCUCACUUAAAGUGGAUAGACAGACAAUUAGAAGUUUUCAAAUCUUCCAAAUGUAAGCACUGCGUUGUUUUUCAGCACAUACCGUGGUUUCGUGAGAAAGCAGAUGAGGUGGAGAGCUAUUUUAAUAUAAAUCCCGAACUUCGCUUUAAAAUGAUGGAUAAAUUUUUGGCGGCCGGUGUGAGGCAUAUUUUCUGUGGUCACAUUCACCAGAACGCGGGUGGAUGGUAUAAAGAUUUAGAAAUUGUGGUCACAUCAGCAAUUGGGUGUCAAACUGGCGAGGACAAAUCAGGAUUUAGAUUAGUUCGAGUUGCAGAACACAAUAUUGACCAUAAAUAUUAUAAUUUAGGAGAAUGCCCAAAACAUUUUGAUUUAGAUGAAAAGAAUGACUUGCCCUAAUGAAUUUAACAAUUGUGUUUAUUUACAGUGGUUACGAAGACUGAUACAGUGCGACCAUUUCACCUGGAAAGUCUUUGAAACUACUGGAAAGUUGUAAAUAUGAAAAAAAUCCUGGAAAAGUCUCAGAAAAUAUUUUUUUUCAGUCAACAGCUUAUGAAAGCUGAUUAUAGAUUUUUGUUAGAAUCUCUGUACUUUGUUGAACUAACUUCUCCUGCAAAAUGUUAAAAUUUCUCUUUAAAACUGACUCCAGCUA